CAUUUAAGUGAAAUAAGUGAUCUCUUCUUCUUCUUUUUGGUGUCUACUCGUUGGAUUCCAUUUUUCUGUUUUGAGACUAAACUUGUUUAAAACAUUUUGUAAAGCAUAGUUUCUAUAGUUGUGCAGUUUUUUCUGUUUUAGGCUAAAGUUGUUUAAAGCAUAGUUUCUAUUUGUGCAAUUCAGUGUGUGUUAUUAUGAUGAACCACAAAUUCAUGGAAUUUCAAUCAAAAAGAAGAAGAAAAAAAAACAAAAUUAAUACUCAAAGAAGCACAGCACGCACGGUUUCACGUUUUUGCUUUCUCUUUCUCGAUCCCUCUCUCUCAAAAUCGCUGUUCCUCUCUCACCCACCGCCACUGGCCGCCGCUCUCAAUCCCUCUCUCACUGCUCUCAAUCUCUCUCCCUCACCUCGCCGUAACGCCGUUCAAUCUUCCGCCGCAGCCGACCACUGCUCAGCUCACCGCACCACACCGCACCGCACUCACUCUUUCUCUUCGUCUCGUUUCAGGUAAGCAAACUAACAUACUGCAAUUAAUUUUUAACAACCUAACCUUCUCAAUCUAGAAUCUUUGUUUGAUGAUUUGGUGUUGUUUUGAAUUUUAAAUUUAUUAAGCUGUUUUGAUUGUUAAGUGAUUAUAUAAAUAAGCUGUUUUGGUUAUAUAAAUAAGUAGUUUUGGUUGGUUCUGCAAUAGUGUUUUUGUUCUAAAAUAGUGAGAAUGAAGGGUUUUUGUUCUAAAAACUAUUUGAUUUCAUGAUGCCUCUUGUUGUAAACUAACUUGGUGAUUUUCUACUUUGUGAUAUUAUUGUCAUCGUAACUGCAACUAAAACUUUGUUUAAUUGUGGACAUUUGUGUUGUGUUCACUUUGAUGGAUCAAAAUCACCUUUGUUGAUGAAGCACUUUCUUUCUUUUAUAAGCUGAUGACAAACCUUGUAUUCUUGAUCUCAGUUUGAUCUUAUACACAAUAUUAAAUAAGAAUAAGAUAGUCUUGUGAUAUUUGUAUUCAGUUUGAAAUGUAGUCUCGUUGAUCAGAUAUCAGUUUCUUUCUCACAGUUGUUUGUUAUGGAUUUCUUUCAUUAGGGGAAAUUACAUUAUAUUAUGUUGAUUUCAUAAUUGACCAAGCCUUACAAUAGGCAUACUACAAGUGUAUAUUGUGAAGAAUAUUUUCUUUUGCAUAAAAAGAGAAGUACUAAUGUAAUUUAAAUAUGUUUUUGAAUUGCAGAAACAACUUUGUCUUUUAAAUAUUAUUGUAUCUAGAAAUUUGGUUGAUAAAAUUCCCUCCAAAAUUUUGCCUAGGCUCUCUAAUAUUACUGGAAUCGCCACUGAUUCCAAUUCACCAUAAUUCUUUUUCUCUUCUCUUCACUCUUGAUGGUUAAUUACUCAUAUAAGCAAAGCUAUCUCCUAGUCUAAAAGUGUUCAUGGGUAAAGAUUUUGGAGUUAGGGUUAUUGCUCUAAGAAAGGAGAAGAAUAUCCAUCUCUUGAAAGUUGGUCAUUUAUAUUCUUUGAGAUUCGAUGAAAAUUGCUCCGGUGGUCAUUCCGGAAGGCAUUGCUAGGAACGGAGUUGAUUCGUCAUAGUUAUUCAAAGUCAACUGAAUAGAAAGCUUCUAUCAGAGUUAAAGAUUUGUCAAUGUCACUCUUUUGGUAGGCCUUCUUGAUGAACAACUAUUUUGUAUAUGUAUAUUUGGAGUUGAUCGAGUAUCUGCAGCUAUUUUGAGUCUAGGAAUAUCUUGUUUUGAAAUGUAUAAAUUUAAACAUGUAUAUUUUGAAAAUUUUGACUGAAUGAUGUAUAUGCUGCAAACAGGAUUUAUUCUGAUUUGGAAACAUUGAAAAUACAGAUGAGACAUUGUCGAAAUUUCAGUAAAAUUGUUCUAAAGUAAAUAGUCAUUUGGAAAUAAUAUAUUUAUUGUUUGUUAAAUUCGGUCAUUAGGCUUGCCGGACUAGUAUUAGUUCGUGCGCCGGUCACGAUUGGAAUUGGGUCGUGACAGCUUGAUUCCGUGAUUUUUGCUUCAGGUAAGCAGAUCUUGAUUUAUGUUGAUUUUUAAGCUUGUUGUUUGAUGACUGGUGAAUGAUGAUGAGUGAUUGUUAAGCUGUUUUGAUUUUAGUGAUUGUUAAGUUGUUUUGAUUGUUAAGUGAUUAUAUAAAUAAGUUGUUUUGAUUGUUAAGUUGUUUGACUGAUUCAGAUUGUGUAUUUUAAGCUUUGAGUUUUUGAUUUUGAGUUAAUGCAUAAUUAGUAGUUUUGAGUUACUGCAUAAUUAGUAGUUUUUUAUUGUUAAUUGAUUAUUGUUGGCUCUUUUGUUCUUCUACUGCAUAAUUAGUAGUUUUGAGUUGAUGCAUAAUUAGUAGUUUUUGAUUGUUAAGUUGUUAAGUGAUUAUUGUUGGCUCUUUUGUUCUACUGCAUAAUAAUAAGGAGGUUUUGUGCACUACUAAUUAUUAAUUUCACUUUGUUAUUAUGAUGAAUGACAAAUUCAUGGAAUUUCAACAAUCAAGAAGAAGAAAAAGAAAGAAGAAGAAGAAGAAGAAGAACGACGAUGAUUCGCUUUGGUUUGUUCCUUUCAAUUGGAACAUCUAUUUUCAUCGUGUUGGCUUAUUUCUUGAGCCGACACUUAGUAGUCAGAGUAUUGAUUUCCGAAGCUGACAAGGUGAUCCAUUUACCUGAUCAGCCGGAGGUUGACUUCCAACAGUUUGCUGGCUACAUUACUGUUGAUGAAAUCAACCAAAGGAACCUCUUCUACUAUUUUGUAGAAUCUGAGGUUGAUCCUGUAUCAAAACCUGUAGUCCUAUGGUUAAAUGGAGGACCUGGUUGUUCUUCUAUUGGUCAAGGAGCAUUUACUGAGCAUGGUCCUUUCCAGCCCACCAGAAAGGGUGGUCUAGUAAAAAAUCAGUACAGCUGGAACCGAGCGGCAAACAUGCUGUAUUUGGACUCUCCGGCCAGUGUUGGUUUCUCCUACUCCACCAACAAAUCCUUUUAUGAUUUGCUGAACGAUGAACUGACAGCACGUGAUAACCUUGUAUUUCUUCGUGGUUGGUUCACCAAAUUCCCACAAUACAAGGACAAUGACUUCUUUAUCACAGGGGAGGACUAUGCAGGUCACUUUGCUCCACAACUUGCACACCUCAUUCUCCAAGGCAAAACCAAGAUCAAUCUUAAAGGGAUUGCAGUGAGUACGAAUAUAAACCUGGUUAUAUAUAUAUAUAUAGUAUAUAUUUCAAAAGAAUUUCACUGGCUCCCAUAUUUAUAUUUGCAGAUAGGCAAUCCUCACCUAGAAUUCAACACAGAUACCAAUUCCAAAACAGAUUUUUUAUGGGCUCAUGGGUUGAUUUCUGAUAAAACAUAUGGGAUGUUGCUGAAACUUUGCAAUUAUUCCCAGAUCAGUAGGGAAUAUCGAAAUCUGACAACUGAGAGCAACAUCUGUCGUAAAGUGGCUAUUCAAGUGGCAAAGGAGAUUGGUGCUGUUGUCGAUUAUUCUUACAUCAGGGAUGAUAUUUGCUCUCAGACAAAACAACAACUGCAAGGGGAACAAAAGAGGGAUGCUUGUGUGGAACGUGAAACACACACCUAUUUGAAUAGGAAGGAUGUCCAUAAAGCACUUCACGCCGUACUCGUUGGUAUCAACAAAUGGUCUUCCUGCUCCGGUUUUUUAACAUAUGACGUGCAAAAUUUGGAUAUCCCAACUAUAUCUCUUCUCGGGUCACUUGUUAGAUCAGGUGUAAGAGUAAUGGUGUAUAGUGGAGAUCAAGAUUCAGUGGUACCAUUUAUGGGGACACGAUCUCUAGUAAAUCGAUUAGCCGAGGAGAUCGGAUUCAAGACAUCACAGCCCUAUAGAACAUGGUUUGUGGGGAAACGGGUUGCUGGAUGGAAUCAAGUAUAUGGGGAUAUCCUUACAUUUGCAACCGUAAGGGGGGCAGGUGGUGCAGCUCCAGCUACUCAACCUGAGAGUUCGUUGGUGUUGUUUAAAGCCUUUUUGGAAGGAAAACCACUUCCAAAUAAUCAUUGAAAGGCAAUAUGUUAAUUUUUAUAAAGCAUGAUGGAGGCGAUCGAUCGAAUCACGAAAAGAAUGACCUCUGAUAGUAUGUUUCCAGAUGCUACAUAUCUUGUGUUCGUUGGUAUAUAAUCAAUUGAUAGAAUUUGUGUUACAUGUACCAAAAAAAAAAGAAUUUGUGUUAACUUAUUAGUAUUAAUCAGUUUGUUGGUGUUAGAAUAAUUUCACCAUGCAUGACUUUGUGUUAACUUAUUGAUAAUCAGUUAAAAGGAGUGUGUUAAUUAUUACUACUAUAAAUGCUUUUAUUAUUAUAAAGUGUUGGAGUUUUUGUUAA
Molecule: messenger RNA, 4309 nt
Organism: Trifolium pratense (red clover)
Lineage: Eukaryota; Viridiplantae; Streptophyta; Magnoliopsida; Fabales; Fabaceae
Product: serine carboxypeptidase-like 45
Exons: 12
Coding region: 2452-3990 (512 amino acids)
Biological process (GO): proteolysis
Cellular component (GO): vacuole
Molecular function (GO): serine-type carboxypeptidase activity
Source: RefSeq, a predicted model, not a curated record